Messenger RNA from Iphiclides podalirius (scarce swallowtail), 396 nucleotides. The record is from the annotation of a GenBank genome assembly. Lineage: Eukaryota; Metazoa; Arthropoda; Insecta; Lepidoptera; Papilionidae.
AUGUAUCGCGGACAUCGCCGCCGGGCGUGCUCGAACAAAAACGGGGGUGGACGCAGGAAGACGGCAGAUGGAAGGAAGGAUCGCGCUCCCCGCACGCUGAUGAGGAGAAUGCGAUUGUGGACUUUCCGACGCUAUGCAAAUCGGACAGCCGAGACGAUAUACGCCGGACCGACCGGGUUCCGUCGCCUCGAUAUGUCGCCUCCGUUCCCCGACGAAUUCACGCACCGACGAGUGCACCUCGACGGCGUCGGUAACCCGGCUUAUGUGUUGUGGGCGGGCCGUGGAAUGUUUUUUGUUCGCGUUAGCGAGGUAUACCCCGUAGCGGCUAACUUUUCGCAAACUUCGAUGAGCCCAGCCGCCGCUCAAUGUAUUCAAAUUGAUUCAUUGAAUACCGAU